Molecule: messenger RNA, 1534 nt
Organism: Cantharellus anzutake
Lineage: Eukaryota; Fungi; Basidiomycota; Agaricomycetes; Cantharellales; Hydnaceae
Product: Coproporphyrinogen III oxidase
Exons: 2
Coding region: 160-1362 (400 amino acids)
Cellular component (GO): cytoplasm; mitochondrial intermembrane space
Molecular function (GO): coproporphyrinogen oxidase activity
Source: RefSeq, a predicted model, not a curated record
CCUGGUUUCCUUGUAGCCUUGAUAUCACACGCUCUUACGCGCUCAUGUGUUUACACGCUGCUGUACCAGGGUGGUCGUCUGCGACAUCCGAUUAACUCGGUCAACUGGUGUUUCUUCUAUCGAACGCGUCUCACGCCCGAAACAAACCUCUCCUUCACGAUGUGCAUUCACGUUACGUAUACUUUCUUUAAUAAGGACCUCCCCAUGCGCAACCGUAUGAAAGCCUACAUCAUUCAUCUCCAAAAUCGGAUAAUUGAAGCCUUUGAGUCUCUCGAUCCCAACGCACCAUUCAAACGAGAUAAAUGGAACCGAAAAGAAGGAGGGCUUGGGAUCUCCGCGACCGUCUGCGCAGGGAAGGUCCUUGAGAAGGCUGGCGUAAACAUCUCGGUCGUCUAUGGAAAGCUUCCUCCACCCGCCAUCAAACAGAUGAGAGCCGAUCAUUCCGAGAUCCCGUAUGACCCUGAGAGCGGGAAAAGCUUACCCUUCUUCGCUGCUGGUAUUUCACUUGUUAUCCAUCCACAACACCCACUCGCACCCACCGUUCACGCCAACUACCGCUACUUUGAAAUCAGCGAUGAUGUUCCUCAUAACGAGGUUGAUGGAAGUCAAACGGAAUCGAGUGACGAAUCAAUACCAGAAGGGGGUAAAAUCUUGGCCUGGUGGUUUGGUGGCGGCUCUGACCUUACUCCGACCUACUUACUCGAAGAGGACGCGAAACAUUUCCACAACACGCUCAAAUCCGCAUGCGAUACACACGGAAGCUCGAUUUACCCCACCUUCAAGAAAUGGUGCGACGAGUAUUUCUACAUUCCUCACAGAAAAGAAAGCAGAGGCGUAGGCGGGAUCUUCUUUGAUGAUCUCUCCACCGCGCAUCAUAAGCGACUCGACGGCGAUGGUGCCAGUAGCGUCGAGAAAUCCGACCGUCCGAAAACGGCAGACGACAUCUUUGCUUUUGUCCGCUCAUGUGGAGAUGCAUUCCUGCCAUCUUACAUUCCCAUCCUCAAACUUCGCUCAUCGCCCCCUUUCGACCCGUCGUCUCCGUUCAUGACCCCACCUCCUGAUCAUUAUCCACUCAACGAGCCACUUCCCAUCCCUUAUACCCUCCCUACCUCGCGCCUUCGACGAUGGCAACUGCUCAGGCGUGGUCGCUACGUCGAAUUCAACCUCAUUUACGACCGGGGCACUAAAUUUGGGCUCCAAACGCCAGGUGCAAGAAUUGAGAGUAUAUUAAUGAGUUUACCAGAGACGGCAAGGUGGGAGUAUAUGAACGAGCUGGAGUAUGGCGAAGAUGGGAAAGGCGUAGACGGUACUGAGGAAAGCAAGAUCUUGGAAGUGUUGCGAGUCCCAAAGGAAUGGGUUUGACGAUAUUAAUGUGCUUAGACACAGCAUAAGGCACAAGGAUCGUGGGACAGUGGCGGAAUAUGAAGGGAAAAACGGCCACAUAUGGGCAUUAUGGAUAUCCAUAACUGCGUCAACAAAAUGAAGCUCAUGUACUCUAAUGUUCGGAGUAAUAUAUAAAGUGUUAAUUUUUUCG